Closterium sp. Naga37s-1 is the source of this 579-nucleotide messenger RNA. The record is from the annotation of a GenBank genome assembly. NCBI's taxonomy places the organism in Eukaryota, Viridiplantae, Streptophyta, Zygnematophyceae, Desmidiales, Closteriaceae.
AUGGCAAGUGGAGCCACAUCAACAGUGCUGACGGUGCAGCAGCUGAGUGCACGUGCUGCUCGCAUCAUGCGCUCAAUGCCGUGGGGCCGACUCACGCGACCCGACGUGCGGUUACCCCACGUCCAGGCCUUUACCCGCUUCCUGGAGGCUUCUCACCUCAGCCUGCUGCAGUCGCUUGGGAUCCCAUCCUCAGCCAUUUUCCACAGCUACACCUAUCUGAUGAACAGCUUUGCAGCGCAGCUCACCACUGCGGAGGCGAGGCGACUCAAAUUGCAUCCAGCAGUGGCAGACGUGGAGAGAGACCGCACAGUGCGAGUGACCUCGGUGCACUCCCCUGAGUUCCUCAAGCUCGACUCGAGCCUGACCCAAGACCAAAACGGAGUGCCUUACUCUGCUGCCCCUGUGCGCUGGAGAAGCGUGUGCAGCAAAACUGACGACUUCACAGCGUGCAACGGCAAGGUGGUUGGGGCGAGGUUUUUCCUGAAGGGUCUGGAGCAGGUGGAUGGCAAGUUGGAUACCGAAUAUGAUUACCGGUCACCACGGGACAUCACGCAGCACGGCACAUGGUGUGCGGGGUGA